Anopheles stephensi (Asian malaria mosquito) is the source of this 2613-nucleotide messenger RNA. RefSeq names its product zinc finger protein 714-like. Gene Ontology annotation, cellular component: nucleus. The record is from RefSeq and is a predicted model, not a curated record. NCBI's taxonomy places the organism in Eukaryota, Metazoa, Arthropoda, Insecta, Diptera, Culicidae. Bases 230 to 2302 code for a protein of 690 amino acids. Gene Ontology annotation, molecular function: zinc ion binding. The transcript has 6 exons.
GGGCAAAACGUCGAGAAUAAAUACAUUUUUUUACAGAAACAAAUAUUCAAACAAACUACCAUGCAUGUAUUAACCUUGCGCAGUUGACAGGUGGUUGUUGGGAUGCAAUAAAAAGUUGCUUGUAAACAAAUGAACCACAAUAAAAGUACAAUAUCAAAACAAUAGGACCCUAAAUUUAGUUGUGGAGGCUGUGCGCCUUGUAUUUUUCACCGAACUAUCUCCCACCCAGAUGGAACACACUUGCCGAUUAUGUACGAUUAACGACACGACACUUGCCAGCAUAUCGAACUACCGGUUGCUAGCCGUCGAUCAGGAAGCCACCGUACCACUGGACGAUCUCAUUGAACAGUAUUUAGCAAUAAGUAUACAUCCUACCCCGUUUGAUCCACUGAUUUGUGCCGACUGCUUGAAGCGUAUCGACGAAUGGCACACGUUUCGGGAAAACUGUCACCGACACAAUCGCCUCUUUCUGGAGCAAAGCAUCGCGUACGAAGAGGUGCCCCGAUCCGAUACGCCGUACGAGAUUUGCUUUCCCGAGCAGGAAACAAAACGCGAAGAAAAUGCGGAGGAACACAAAUACAAUGUUGUGCCGAAGGAAGAACAGAUCGAGGAACACAUCGUGGUGGACGAGAUACACCUGCAGCCGGGAGAGGAAAAUUUCAUCAUUGUGCAAGAUCAUCUCAACUGUACACCAACGGAAACGAUAGCCAUUGUGGCGGAUCAACCCACCUGUUCAGCAAUUACGGAGCAACUACCUGCCGCACAACGGUCGGAGAAGGAAGUAAGCCCACCGAUAUCGAGUACCGAGAAACGAGGACGGCCAAAGCAAACCAAAGAAAGUGGAGACCGAUUAGCAUCCAACCAGCAACCAGGGCAGCAGAAAAGACGGCACCGAACGUUGCCAAAAAUCUGUACUAUAUGUGGCGUGUCGCGUACCGACAUGGCAGCUCAUAUGCGCUGGCACAAUAAUGAGCGACCGUACCAGUGUCCGCACUGUCCGAAGAUAUUUCUCAACAGUUCCAAUCUGAAAAAUCACAUCAAUCUGCACACGCGUGACAAGAUGUACAAAUGUGAUCUCUGUGAUAAGGAGUUCCCGAGCACUACGGGCCGCAGUAAGCAUCGGGAAACGCACACCACCGAGCGAGCGCAUAUGUGUGCCGUGUGUGGCAAAUCGUUCAAGUAUCGUGCAUCGCUCGGACGCCACAAGCUGAUCCAUUUCGAGGAACCGAAGCAGAAGUGCACCGUUUGCAAUAUGCUCUUCCUGACAAAAACACGACUGACGAAACAUUUGUUGGUGCACAUGAACGACAAGCCGUUUAGCUGCGACAUCUGCGGGAAAGCGUUUAACCGGAAGGACAAUCUUAAAGCACACAAGAAAACGCACCUAACCGGAAGGAGAAGUGAGAAAAAGGAGGCUACCGUCGAGGAGCGUGUGAAACAAGUAGCACCUCCUGCUAGAACUGCGUGUUUAUACAAAUUUCGCUCGCCAGCUGUCAUCCCGCUUGUCAUUGAGUGUGGUUUGUUUACAAACAAUUUUCAUAGCAAAAUUUUGUGUUGGAUUAACGGCCUACAGAAACACACAUUAACAAUGGCGUUCCCCAGCACACGAUUAUACAGCCUCAAAAUAGAACCAAUCGGGAAACGCAUGCAUUUAAAUAGCAAAGAAAACACUUUCCAAACACCGGAGGAGGACGAUAGCUGCUUUGAGGCAACGAUCUUCAAUGAAGCCAGCAACUAUGACAUUGAUGGAGUGGCGAACGGUAGUAAAGCAAAGCGAAAAAAGAAGCGCUAUUAUUGUACGAUAUGUGGCAAACACUUGCACAACAUUGCGGAGCACCGUCGGAUGCAUCUGAACGUACGCACCCAACAGUGCCCGUACUGUGAGAAAGCUUUCGUGUAUCGUUCGAAUCUGCACGCCCAUCUCAACGUUCAUACGCAGGAGCGCGUUUACCGGUGUGAAAAAUGUGACAGCGAGUUUAGCAGCAUACAGGGCCUCAAACAGCACCGUGCGGUUCACUUCGAGCGGCAGCACGCUUGCACGAUAUGCAACCGGAUGUAUAGCCGUAAGUUUUACCUAACCAUCCACGUGCAGCGGGUGCACACGCCGAAGGAGCAGAAGCACAAAUGUUUGAUUUGUGAUCGAGAGUUUAACAACGAAACGCUGAAGGUGGAGCAUAUGAAGAUCCACGAAGACAGCACACUCCACGAAUGCACCGAAUGCCAUCGGGUUUACAGUGCGAAGCGAAAUCUACUCAGGCACAUAAGAACAGCCCAUCAGGUGCCACAGUCGCCCGGAGGAUGAACAGCACUCUCUAUAUACUGUAAAUAAAUAUAUUUUUUAGUUCUUACAAGCAAUUAAGCUUCGACUUUCAUUGAUCACUUUUCAUCAUUGCUUUAUUGACACAGUAUAGUACAAGUAUAGGUUAGGCGGCUUCGUCGGCCGCUCUCGCAAGCAACAACAUCCAUCAUGCAGCUUCUUAGUGUACACAUGUAUUUAAAAAAAAUCCUCUCAAACUCUAAGUAAUGCGUGCUUCAAACAACUGAACUCGUGAGAGUGAAGCACUGUUUUCACGCACAUGGGAAAAGCACAACAUAUAUUUAUGGGUAUAUAUU